GAGUUGCAGUGUUCAGUUAUAGGCAGACUCAUUCACGUACAGACACACACACAUUGCACACACUGCAUUAGAACGCCAAGCCAGAAGUCUGCUGACAUUUUCUUUAUAGCUCAUCAUUUGGGGAAUCUCUUCUAUUUUCCUGUCCUGAUAUUUUACUUUAAACAGCUGUUGUAUUUCCACAAUGGAUCUUGGAAGAAGGUUGAACAGAGGCGCAAAUAUCACAUUUAUUAAUCCCUGGAUUAAGUACUAUCUAUUUUUCUUCAGUUUCUUGUUCUGGAUCAUCUCACUGGUGAUUGUUGCCAUUGGAGUGUAUGCAAAGAUUCAAAAAGCCACAGAUGCCGUGCGGGAUACCUUUGUCAUUGACCCUGCGAUAAUUAUGAUUGUGGUUGGAGCUGUUAUGUUUUUAAUUACAUUCUGUGGCUGCAUUGGGGCUCUGCGAGAAAACAUUGUGCUGCUGCAAGUGUUUUCGGUGAGCUUGACCAUCCUAUUCUUGGUACAGUUGGCUGUCGGAGUCCUGGGAUUCGUCUAUUCAGACAAGGCUGAAGACACAGUGAAUAAAUUUAUCAAGAAAGCCAUUGUCCAUUACAGAGAUGACAUUGACCUGCAGAAUCUGAUUGACUACAUUCAGAGAGAGUUUCAAUGCUGUGGUUGGAACAGCUACAAAGAUUGGUCAAAGAACAUGUAUUUCAAUUGUACCCCUAACAAUCCCAGCCCUGAACGCUGUGGUGUGCCUUACUCCUGCUGUACACUGAUACCUGGUGAGGCAGUGAUCAAUACGAUGUGCGGCUUUGGUAAACAAUCGCUAAACCAACUGGAAGCCUCUAAAUUCCUGCACCCGGUGGGCUGUGCUGACAAGGCAGCGAUCUGGAUAGAAAGUCACCUGGUGCUGGUGGGGGGCAUUGUCCUUGGGCUGGCACUGCCACAGAUCGGAGGAAUUGUGCUGUCUCGAAUGCUGAUUGGACAGAUAAAAGAGGAGAUUAAGUCUAUAUAAUGAUGGGAGCCUUGUCUAUGGAAAACAAAACCAAAGGCAAUGUCAUUCACUGAGCCUUAGCCAAGAUACAAAGACACCAAACUGGCUGAAAGAACAUUCAAGACUUUUUGUAUGAGAAACAACUUCAAAUGCUGUUCUUUUAUUUCUGAUCAACUGAGAUGGAGGAAUCCAAGAUGGUGUAUUGCCAGCCUCUGUCCUCAUCUUUCACUGAGAAUUGAACAGAGCCGAUACUGAGGAUCAGAGGGUCCUUUGCAGUCAGCCAAGUUCUCAGUCAACAUCCCCCGUCCCUCAAGUAGAAUUGAGUGAUCCUGCGUGCCGACACAAAAUUGAGAACAGUUCCAUCAUUUCCAACACUGAUUUCACAUUACAAAAGCAUGAGUAAACAGCUGAUAUAUUUAUCAGGCUAGAUCUGCAGUGUAAUUCACUUCAUGCUAGUCUGAAAAGAUAUGGAGUAAAAACUGCUUUCUCCAAGGAAUUGCACUCGCCUACCACAGAGAAGGGUACAUUAUACACACAGUGCUCUGGUUCCAUCACAUCCAUGGCCUGACCCCACCAACAUCUCUAUCCUGCCCCUAUGUAUUUACUAUGCUUUGUACAGUCCCUUUAGCUUUUGGUCUGCUCCCAAAUUGAAUGGUGACUGGUGAUGUGACCCUUGAGCUCCAAUUGCUCACCUUCCCCUGAAGUUUAUAGGCAUGCACUUUGCAAACUAACUAGUUGUGAGGGAGUAGCUAGAAAUGGGACCCUGAUAAGAUUGUGUUUUCUACCGCUCAGCUGGGAAGAAUGUGCUGACAAUCAAGCCCCAUUGUUCCACAAACUAUCACAAAUGUGUACCUACCUAAUUAAACCACCAAUUUGAACAAUUCCUAUGACGAUUGCUAUUCAGGAUGGAAGUAAUUCCAUAAGAAAUAGGAAUAGGAGAAGGCCAUUCAAACCCUCAAGCCUGCUGUGCCAUCCACUAGGAUCAUGGCUGAUCCAACAUUCCUCACAUCCACGUUACUGUCUUCUCCCCAUUACCCUGGAUUCCUGGACUGAUCAAUAAAUCUACGCAUUUCAGCCUUAAGCAUACACAAGGACUCUGCUCCCACCCCCCGCACCUCUUCAAAGAUUCUCAACUCUCUGAGAAGAGAAAUUCCUCCUAAGCUGAGUCUUGAAUUGGUGUCCCCAAAUUUUGAGACUAUGCUGUAUGGCCCUAGAGUCCCGAUGAGGGGAACAAUCCACUCAGCAUUUACCCUGCCAAGCCCAUCAUGAGUUCAGUUUGUUUUAGUGAGAUCACCUCUCAUUCCUCUAAAUUCCAAUGAGUAGAAUCCCAAGCUGUUUAAUCGUUGCUCAUAAGACAAUCACUUCAUACCAGGGAUCAUCCUAGUGAACUGCUGCUGAAUUGUGUCCAAUGAAACAACUAUCUUUCCUUAAACAAAGGAAUCAAAACUGCUCACAGUAGAAGCUAAGAGUCAUAGAGCUGUACAGCACAGAAAGAGACCCUUUGCUCUAACUUGUCCAUGCUGGCCAGGUAUCCUAAAUUAAUCUAGUCCCAUUUGCCAACAUUGGGCCCAUAUCCCUCGAAGCCCUUCCUAUUCAUGCACCCAUCCAGAUGCCUGUUAAAUGUUGUAAUUGUACCAGCCCCCAUCACUUCCUCUGGCAAUUUAUUCCAUAUACACACCACCCUCUGUGUGAAAACGUUUCCCCUUAGAUCCCUGUUAAAUCUUUCCCCUCUCAGCUUAAACCUAUGCCCUCUCGUUUUGGGCUCCUCUACCCUGGGAAAAAGACCUUGGCUACUUACCCUAUCCAUGCCCCUCAUGAUUUUAUGCACCUUCAUAAAAUCACCCCUCAGCUUCUGAUGCUCCAGGGAAAAUAGCACCAGCCGAUUAAACCUCUCCUAUAGCUCAAACCCUCCAACCCUGGCAACAUCCUUGUAAAUCUUUUCUGAACCCUUUCAAGUUUAAUGCCAGAUUUGGUCAUUAGUAGGAAAAUAACUCUAUAAUAAACAAACUUAUUCUUCAACAGAUGGCAGAGAGAAAAAGAUCAUGAGGAUGAUCCCUGGCAUGCCCUGUAAAAAAAAACUCUAACAAACAUACACACGCAACCACAUACACAAAAAAGACCAAUCAAAGACAGAUGGUUUGACAAAAAAAACUCACGGCUGGAAGUAUAAAGACAGGGAAAACAAAUUUUGUAGAUCCAAAGUCCAGAGCACAAGGUGGAGAGUUAUUUCUCACACUCCCUUUUUAUUUUAACAAUGAUGACAUGAGUUCAGGUGGUUCUAGGCCUUUUCUGGUGUCAGAUUUCUUUGUUUUUGAGUCUCAGGCAUGUUGGUAUUUCACACACAGAGAAGAGGAAGUGAAAUGUUUCCUGCUUGCUGACUUUGCAUGUUUCUGGUUGCACUGCGUUCAAAAGUCUAUAACAAACUGCAGGUGGACCAAUCUGAGGGCUGUUUUCAGACCAUUUUCCUCAACUCAAUAGUUCCUAGUGUCACCUUGUCUCAGUGAUGUAGCCAUCUUGCUUCCCCAAAGCAACGUAGUCUUUUACAGCUAAAAAUGUGCACUGUUUAAAUUUUAAGUUGCAAACCUACCUUGGUAUUUUAGCUAUAUAGCAGUGUCCAACUUUCUUUGCAGUUUAUUGCCCACAAGGGAAAAAUGUGGUCCCUUAGAGCCCCUCACUUAGAGUUGAUGGGUUUUGUAUUAGAUCAAGCUAAAAUCAGCUGAAGUUCUGCGGGUAGUACUCUAGAUUGGUGUCAGAGGUUUGGGGUUCACACCUAAGACUGUGCUGCACUGACAGAGUGCUGUACCGGGAGGGGAGUUAGUUUUUAUCUAAGACUUCAAGUCAUCUCACCUCUCAAGUGGACUCAGCACUGUCUCAAAGGAGAGUUCUCCUUCAAUCAACAUUAUUAAAGUAGAUUAUGUGGUCAUUAUCAUUGCUUUUUACGGGAGCUUUCUGUGCUCAAACUAGCCACCCUGCUUCCAACGUUACUUUGCCUUGGCUGUAAAAUACUUCAAGGCAUCCUGAUGUCCUGAAAGGGGCUACAGAAAAGCAAAUUUAGUAUUUAAUCCAGUACAAAUGAAAGGUGUGAAGGUAUAGUCUGUGCAUUUUACUGCAAAUAUCCAGUCAAUAAUUAGUGGCCUCUAAAUCAUUCAAAGAGGAAUCCAGUCACUAGUUAUCCACAGUAAAAGCACCAGAUGUUAAUCAGCACCUAAAAGUGAGAGGUAGGUUAAUGUUUUGGGAAUGUCUUUUCAACAGAAGCAACCACUCUGAAUCUCUGGCAUUUUCUGCAAUUUCCAGAUUUCAGCUGUACUUUUUCUUUAGCCUCUGCUACAUCAAGCUCUUAACGAUACUUCCCCGAAAAGUUUGACAAAAGUCGGCAUUUAAGGAAGGAACUGUUUCUCACUAGAACCAUAUAUGUGAAGCAAACUUGGUCAGAUAUCAUUGGGGUGUUACUCAGAUGGGUAAAGAAAUGGUGGUAUCUGCAAAUGAACAUCAUUGAAUAGAAUCAUAGAAACCCUACAGUGUGGAAGUAGACCAUUUGACACAUCAAGUCCAUACCAACUCUCCAAAGGACAUGUCGCCCAGAACCACCCAUCCCUACCCCAUCACUGUAACCCGGCAUUUUCCAUGGACAAUCCACCUAGCCCGCACAUCUUUGGACUGUGAAAGGAAACCGGAGCACCCAGAGGGAACCCAUUAUUAACCUAUUAAAUCAUUAGGAUUUAUUAAUGAUUGUUUACAAUUAUUUAUGUUUUAUUAACAUCACAGUAUUAAAGUAUUAAAAAACCAUUCACCCAGAGGACACACAGGGAGAAUGUGCAAACUCCACACAGACAGUUAUCUGAGGGUAGAAUCAAACCUGGGUCCAUGGUAUUAUUCUAUCUUAUGAAACAAGAUUAUUUUCCAGCCUGCUUUUCCAAACCUAAAGAGUCUGUGAACGGGAUUGGUUUCAGGCUGAGUAUUUCCAGUGUUUUUUUGUUUACGUUUGAGGCUACCAGCCUCUCUCUCUCCCUCUCACGGAUGUGAGCAUGUCUCCUAUAUAUUUUCACCUGUUCUGCACCGACACCAAAGACACAGUCUAUCCCUGAGCUUCCUGCAUGGGAAGGGCCUGUUAGAUAUUGAGUGUAUGGAUCAGAUCAGUGCUGACAGCAUGAGAUUCAACCCCCAUCAUGCCUGAGAUACACUCACAACUUGUCACCUCAACAUACCCAUUAUAAAAGCCAUGACACUUUGCUGCAGCAUGGCAAAUAAUUUUCCAUGACCUGCCUUCAGGUAGACAACUGAGAAAGAAGCUUCCUUCAGCUGGAUACAGAUGCUACAAUAUCAGACCCAUAGUGAUAGACUUCACUCUAUACCUGCCCAGAGAUUUGGCAACACAUUAAAGGGAAUUCCAGUAGCAAUUUGGUGACUGUCAGGAAUAUCCCACAUAAAAGCCCUUGGGCACUUUCCUUCAUCUUAGAGUAGUGUUAAUCUCUGGGGAGUUAAAUAGCUCAAUUGUAGAAAAUAAGAGUUGGCAAGUUGCUCUCUAAUGAUACAUUAUAAUUAAACAAAUUCCAGAGCCAAUGAUCGUAUAGGCCAACCCUAGCAAGGUGUCUACUUGUUUCCCUAUUACUGUCUGCUUGUCCCUAAUCUAAUGUACCACAGCUCCCUCUCUUCUCUCAAGAACUCAAGGUCGAGUCCCAUCUUAAAGGACUGUUUCCGACCCAUGCUUAACAUAUCCACUAGUGGUCUGUUGCAGGUAACACAGCAAAGGUGAGCAGGUCAGCAUUAGCAAUUGACAGCAUCUUGAGAGAAGCCACAAAGCCUACUAUUGAGGUCACAGCAAACCAGGCACCUCAAAUAACCUUAAACUUCAAAUAUCUAAAUGUCAGAAUAUUUAUGUUUUAAUAAACUAUUGAGUUCUGGAAAUUUUUCUUUCCAGGUUUUUGAGAUAAUUUAUAGUACAUUUUCUAUACCAGUUGCAAGCAUAAUUUCCUGGAGAUUUUUAUGUAAGAAGCAUUCUUUACAUGGUGAAAAACUGAAUCAACAGGAACUGGUUUGAUAUCGAAACUGGAUCCCUAAAGGAACAGGGGUACGAUUUUGAGUUUGGAAAUCAUUAGGAUUUAUUAAUGAUUGUUUACAAUUAUUUAUAUUUUAUUAAAGUCACAGUAUUAAAGUAUUAAAAAACCAUUCAAUGUUCAAACCACUGUAAU
Molecule: messenger RNA, 6159 nt
Organism: Stegostoma tigrinum
Lineage: Eukaryota; Metazoa; Chordata; Chondrichthyes; Orectolobiformes; Stegostomatidae
Gene: tspan33b
Product: tetraspanin 33b
Exons: 8
Coding region: 182-991 (269 amino acids)
Cellular component (GO): membrane
Source: RefSeq, a predicted model, not a curated record